This is a messenger RNA of Parathielavia appendiculata, 3530 nucleotides long. Its product is annotated as Xpo1-domain-containing protein. The coding region runs from base 375 to 3437 and encodes 1020 amino acids. The transcript is spliced from 3 exons. Lineage: Eukaryota; Fungi; Ascomycota; Sordariomycetes; Sordariales; Chaetomiaceae. Gene Ontology annotation, molecular function: tRNA binding; small GTPase binding. Gene Ontology annotation, biological process: tRNA re-export from nucleus. The record is from RefSeq and is a predicted model, not a curated record. Gene Ontology annotation, cellular component: cytoplasm; nuclear matrix; nuclear pore.
GUUGGUUGUCCUUUGAAACUUUCUCUGGACCGACUUCAAUGCCCCACCUUAUUCUACCCAACCCGCCUCUUUUGCUUGCAGUAGCGACCUCGACAGCUUGCGUGCCAUAUCGCGUGCAUCUUCAUCACCUUGACCUUUGCCCUCCAGUGCAGCCGUUCUCCUAUCACCGAGCCUUGUCACCGUGAUUUGCAGAAGAUGGAGGUCUGCUGAGGGGCUGAGCCAUGAGUAUCGGGCACCACAACUGCCAAACCUGAGAAUGAGGACGACUACAUCUUUCACGACACAGCUGCUUGGGGUAUAGCAGUCUUGCACACAAGCUUCCAAUAGCUGCUAGGAUCAACUCUGCUGCAAUACAUACGUUUUACUGUCCAGCAAUGGACGCCCAGAUCGAGAAUGCGAUCGAGAUCGCCUGGAACCCCGCCUCGGACCAGGCUCUCAAGGCCCAAGCCUUUGAGUUCCUGAACCAGCUGCGCUCCGAUUCCCAGGCCUUGCAGGUCUGCACCAACCUCUUCGCCCGAACGCCCCGAGCAUCCGAGGUCGUACGUCUAGUCUGUCUCGAAAUAGUCAACAAUGCUGUUGUUCAUUCGCAGGCAGUCGACGCCCCCAGCCUCGGCUUUCUCAAGCAGGCGCUGCUUGAUUACAUUGGGCACAUCUACAACGGCGAGGCUCACGAACCUGUCGACCCGGCACAUAUACAAAACAAGCUCACACAAACCCUGACAUACCUCUUCGUCUUCCUUUACAAGGAGGGUUGGGAGAGCUUCAUUGAUGACUUCCUGGCCCUCGCCCAGAAAGAAAACAACCUGCCCGGCGUGCUCAUGUACUUGCGCAUCCUCGGCUCGAUCCACGACGAAAUUGCCGAUCUCGUGUUCACCCGGCCAGACAACGUCACCAGGCGCAACAACGAUCUCAAGGACCUGGUGCGCGACCGAGACAUGCGGAAGAUAGCGCAAUCCUGGAAGGACCUGCUGGCUCGGUACAGCAACCAAAGUGACGCAGUGGUCGAGUCGACGUUGAAGAUUAUUGGCAAGUGGGUUAGCUGGAUAGACAUCCACUUGGUCAUUAACGAGGAGAUGCUCAACCUCCUUCUUCCCUUGGUUGGCAGGACCCAUGCGGCCGGCAGCGAGGACAAGGUCAGGGAUGCGGCUGUGGACACCUUCACGGAGAUCGUGGCCAAGAAGAUGAAGGCGGGCGACAAGAUCGACAUGAUUUCGUUCCUCAACCUCCGUGAGAUCGUCACGCAGCUACUGGCUACCCCGCCUCUGAAUGAGUGGAAGGGGACGCCCCGGUACGAUACCGACCUUGCCGAGGCCGUGGCCAAGCUGGUCAACACCAUCGUGGUCGACGUUGUCCGUGUCUUGGAAGAUGUCAAGGUGGAGACCGACACAAGGGCGAAGGCUGAGCAAUUCCUCCGUGAUUUCCUGCCGUCCUUGCUCCGUCUCUUCUCGGACGAGUUCGACGAAGUCUGCUCGACCGUCAUCCCCGCGCUGACCGACCUCGUGACCUUCCUCCGCAAGGUCGGACAACUGCCCCCCACAUACUCCGAGAUGCUGCCCCCCAUUCUGAAUGCAAUCGUCCUCAAGAUGAGAUACGAUGAGACGGCCAACUGGGGCAACGAGGACGAACAGACCGACGAGGCCGAGUUUGAAGAGUUGCGGAAGAGGCUUCAGAUUCUCCAGAAGAGCGUAGCGUCUGUCGAUGAGAAUCUCUGCAUAGAGUUCUUGAGCAGUUUGGUGGCAAACAUGUUCUCUACCCUUGAACAACAGGGUUCGCAGAUGGACUGGAGGGACCUCGACCUUGCGCUGCACGAGAUCUAUCAGUUUGGCGAGCUUGCGCUGCCCAACACGGGACUGGCUCAAAAAAGCCAGCCGAACAGCGUCGCUGCUGAACGACUGAGUGUGAUGAUGCGCAAGAUGGUCGAGUCAGGCAUCGCCAACUAUCCUCACCCUGGAAUUCUCCUCCAGUACAUGGAGAUCUGCACGCGAUAUUACAACUUCUUCGAAGACCAACAACGGUAUAUCCCGCAAGUGCUCGAAAACUUCGUCCGUCUGGUGCACCACGACCACAUACGCGUCCGGCUCAGGUCCUGGUACCUGUUCCUGCGGUUCGUGAAGACGCUGAGGGCUCAGGUCGGCAGUCUAGCGAAGACAGUGAUCGAGUCCAUCAGCGACCUGCUGCCGAUCAAAGCGGAGGUUCCUGGGAACGAUGCCGACGACGACAUGUCCUCGGAUGAGUCGGACCACUCGGCCGAGUCCGUGUUCAACAGCCAGCUUUACCUGUACGAGGCCAUCGGAUGCAUCUCAUCGACAUCGGCCACACCUCCCGCCGACCAGGCCAUGUACGCGCGCUCCGUCAUGGAGCCUCUGUUCUCCGACAUGAGCGUGCAUAUCGAGCGAGCAAGUGCCGGAGACACGCAGGCAAUCCUACAGGUUCACCACAUCAUUAUGGCCUUGGGAACGCUCGCUACCGGCUUUGCCGAGGCGAAUGCCGGGCAGCCAAACAAACGGCCACAGCCGCACGAAGCCAUCUCGAACGAGUUCUCGCGGGCAGCUGAGGCCAUUCUGAUUGCUCUGAAUCAACUGAACGCCAGCCAGGACGUCCGCACCGCGUGCCGGUCGGCGUUCUCACGGCUGCUGGGCGUUCUGGGCGCGGCCCUCCUGCCGCAGCUGCCUCAGUGGAUUGAAGGCCUGCUCUCCCGCAGCUCCAGCAAAGACGAGAUGGCCAUGUUCCUCCGUCUCCUGGAGCAGGUUGUCUACAACUUCAAGGGCGAAAUCUACAACAUACUCGACCUCCUUUUAACCCCUCUCCUCCAACGCGUCUUCAGCGGCCUUUCCGAGCCCAUCAGCGGUACAGACGACGAGAUCCAGCUGCACGAGCUCCGCCGCGAGUACGUCUCGUUCGUGCAGGUCAUCCUCGUCAACGACCUGGGCGGCGUCCUCGUGAGCGCCGCCAACCAGGCCACCUUUGAGUCCCUCAUUUCCUCCAUAAUUGACAUCGCCAAGACGCUCACUCACGGAAACCUCGUGCCCAGCCGCAUCGCAUUCAACGUCCUCAGCCGCAUGGCGUCGCAGUGGGGUGGCCCGGACGUCGCUACCAUCGGCGAGAACCCUGUCACGACGGGCGCCCCGGCCCCGGCCAUCCCGGGGUUCGACCAGUUCAUGAUUCAGCAUUUCCAUGGCCUGUGCUGGACCGUAUUGCAGGAUCCGGCGUUUAGACCGAAUAAUGAUGCACAGUCGAGGCAGAUCCUCAAUGAGAUUGCAGGAAUACAGCAGGUUCUCUAUUCCAAGACGGGCGAGGCGUUUGUCAAUCAUCUGCAGGGGGUUACGUUCCCGUCGUUGGGCAUGGAUGGCGCGGAAUACCUUAGGGUGUUGACGACGAGCAGGGACAGGAAGCCUGUUGUACAGUGGUUGUUGGGGUUGCUUAAGGGGAGGAGAUAGGCAAGGCGGCCUGGCUUUAAGCGGCGGGAUGGGAGGUGGGUUUGUAAAUACCGUAGAUAGAUGAGAGAGAAACUUACUAACCUUGGGGAGACC